AUGGCGGACAAUAUCCCCACACUAAACUGGUCCGCCCAACUGGCCGUGACUGCCCCCCAGCACGCGCCCCGCUUACCAGGCGACAAGAUCACACUACCACAAUCCGCACUGGAACAGCUCCUCGCCGCCGCACCUCUCCAACCCGUCACGCCCGCGCCGAACAACUCUCGCGUACACACGUCCACCUUCGACCCAUUUAACCCACACACAUUCGCCGCUGAAUCGCGAGCGCGUCAGCAAAUUGAAGAACGCCAGCAACAACUACCCCACCCGUUGACGUUCCGAAUCGUGAACCCGCAGAAUAAUCGGUUCGUGUACGCGGGGAUCCGCGAGUUCUCCGCUGCGGAGAAUGAAGUUGCGCUAAGCGCUAUUCUGCGCGAGUCACUGGGGAUAUCGGAUGACCAGAUCGAGGGUGUGGUUCAGGGAGAUGUCGGUGUCAAUGGCGACGAUGCGCAGGACGUGUCAAUGGAAGGAGAAGGAGAGGAUGUGGACGGACAACCGGUACGAGUUCGAGCUGAACCUGCGGUCGUAACUGUACAUGCGAAGCAACUGCCGAAGGGCACGUAUGUACGACUUCGCCCGCUUGAAGCUGGAUAUGAUCCCGAAGAUUGGAAAGCGCUGUUGGAGCGCCACCUGCGGGAUAACUUCACGACGUUGACGACGGGCGAAAUCUUGACUGUACCCGGGACACGCAACGAGUCUUUCCGGUUCUUGCUGGACAAGGUGUUUCCCGAGGGAGACGGUAUUUGCGUCGUGGAUACCGAUCUGGAGGUAGAUAUCGUGGCGCUGUCGGAGGAACAAGCCCGCGAGACGCUGCAAAAACGAUUGGAGCGUGCAGCGCGAGCUCCCGGCACGACGAGUGGCAGUUCGGUAGGAGGUGUGCUUGCUAUCGGGGAAGAGGUGGCUGCUCAAGUGUUGGCUGGUGAAUACGUGGAUUACGAACUUCGCGAGUGGAAUCGUGGGGAUGAGCUUGAGAUUGAGCUUACGACGGAUGAACCGAAUGUCUUUUUGUUUGCUAGUCCGCUUGGUUCGCGUCAACAAGGUCGACCUCGGACGGAUAUGCAUGUUUGGGGAGACUUUUCGACGCAGUCUUCUAAGAGGUUCAGGAUUCGGCCUACGAAUGUGGCUCUUGAAGGAGCGGAGGCUAUUUAUGUCUCUGCGUAUGCCAGCCCUCCAGGCCCUGAGGUUGAGUCUUCGACGCCGGCACAACGGCAGGUGCCUUUCAAGUAUAACCUGCGCAUAACGACGAAUGCUGCGGACAGAGUAGACGAGACGGCAGAUAUCGACGAGCACGCUGAGGAGUCUCACGCACCCGGCGAUGUACAAUGCAAGAACUGUCAACAAUGGGUCCCAGAGCGAACCCUCGUCCUCCACGAAAACUUUUGCCUGCGCAACAACAUCCUCUGCCAACAAUGUGGCAACGUCUUCCAAAAACGGUCUACCGAAUGGGAAAAUCACUGGCACUGCCCACACGACUCCUCACAUGGCAACGAUGUCACAAGCAAAGAAAGCCACGACUCAAUAUACCACAAACCAUACGACUGCCCCGACUGUCCAGCUCAAUUCGAGGGUCUCCCAACGCUCGCACAACACCGAACCACCGAAUGCCCAGGAAAACUAAUCCUCUGCCAAUUCUGCCACCUCCUCGUGCCCCAAAAAGGAGACUCUGAUCCAGAUAUCCACGACCCCGAGGUAAUGCUCUCAGGCCUAACACCCCACGAACUCGUCGACGGUGGACGAACCACAGAAUGUCAUCUCUGCACCAAAAUCAUUCGCCUGCGAGAUAUGAACACCCACCUCCGGCACCACGAUCUAGAACGCGUAUCCCGUCCACCACCACGUGUCUGUCUAAACCAGAACUGCGGCCGCACACUCACCAGCGCGGGAAACAAAUCCCUCGGUCUCUGCAAUAUCUGCUUCGGACCUUUAUACGUGGACACCUACGAUCCAGAAGGCAAAGCGCUCCGCCGCCGAAUCGAAAGACGAUACCUCUCACAAUUAAUGACCGGCUGUGGAAAACCAUGGUGUCAGAAUGGAUACUGCAAGACCGGCAAACAGAAGACUCAAACUGAUCCCGUGGCGCCGAUGAGCGUGGUUGAUAUAACUAAAGUUACACGUCCGCUCGUCGAGCCUGUUAAUGUCAAUCCCGACAUAGCUAAUACCGCACCGUUCUAUUUCUGCACGGACGAGACUGGUCAGCAUCGUCGGAAUUUGGCGGAGAUGAUUGCUGCAGAGGGUGUUGCUGGUGUAGGGAAGGCGUAUGAUUUGGCGUGGUGUGUGGCCGGUGCUGAGGCUGCGGGUGGUGAUUUGGAGAAGAUGAGAGAGUGGUUGGGGAAAUGGGCGCCUGUUAAGGGGGAGACUGCGUCGUGA
Penicillium cataractarum is the source of this 2370-nucleotide messenger RNA. RefSeq names its product putative ubiquitin fusion degradation protein (Ufd1). Gene Ontology annotation, cellular component: VCP-NPL4-UFD1 AAA ATPase complex. The record is from RefSeq and is a predicted model, not a curated record. NCBI's taxonomy places the organism in Eukaryota, Fungi, Ascomycota, Eurotiomycetes, Eurotiales, Aspergillaceae. The transcript has a single exon. Gene Ontology annotation, molecular function: polyubiquitin modification-dependent protein binding. Bases 1 to 2370 code for a protein of 789 amino acids.